Molecule: messenger RNA, 1113 nt
Organism: Ailuropoda melanoleuca (giant panda)
Lineage: Eukaryota; Metazoa; Chordata; Mammalia; Carnivora; Ursidae
Exons: 4
Coding region: 388-1113 (241 amino acids)
Source: RefSeq, a predicted model, not a curated record
AUGAUCAGUUGCUGAUGAGCUGUCGAUCCUCCCCUCCCUCCUCCCAGAAUCAGGGAAACCUCCUCCUCUUUCUCUUUUACCCCCUGGCAGCUGGCACAGCAGCCCCACUUGGCGCCUGCCUUUGUGGGGAGCCCUCAGCUCAGAGCACGGCUGCUCCUGGCGUCCCCCCUUCUUUCCCCUCUUCUCCUUUCCAUUGGAUGGGCAAUGAGUGCGUGGGCUUCCGCUGGCUCGGCUCCCCAGACGCUGGCGAGGUGGGACCCUCAGGACAGCCGGAGGACCCGCCGCGCUGUCCACUAGCCGCACCGCCGGAGCCCCGGAGCCCAUGCGAUACAGCCGCGCGGUGUGCUGGAGGCCGAAGACCCUGCGAGUUCUGAGCGAGGCCCAUGGAUGUGGAAGACCUCCCGGGUCCCGGACCCCAUGUUCUCCCCGCGCAGUUAUGACGCCCUGCACGACGGCGGCUGGGGGCCCCCGGGUGCCGACGGCACGGCCAGCGUUCCGCAGGACGCGCGGGCCCCCCGGAUGAGCGGCGGCUGCCAGGGCCCCCCUCUGAAGCGGCGGGGUGGCGUGGUGGACCACCGGGAUGUCAUCUUGGCCCACCAGGCGCACAAAGUCCACAGCACCCCCCAGGCCAGGAGGAAGGAAUGGGAAAUGGCCCGCUUCGGAGACGAGAUGCCGGCCCGCUACGGGGGAGGAGGCUCCGGGGCAGCCGCCGGGGUGGUCGUGGGCGCCGGAGGCGGGCGAGGAGCCGGGGGCAGCCGGCAGGGCGGGCAGCCCGGGGCGCAAAGGAUGUACAAGCAGUCAAUGGCGCAGAGAGCGCGGACCAUGGCCCUCUACAACCCCAUCCCCGUCCGACAGAACUGCCUCACGGUCAACCGGUCUCUAUUCCUCUUCAGCGAGGACAACGUGGUGAGAAAAUACGCCAAAAAGAUCACCGAAUGGCCAUAUCCUUUGCCCGAACCCGGCAGCGAACCCCGGCAGCUGCGCCUCCCCCUCCUCCCUCCGCUUCCCCUCUUCCAGGCUGGGAGAGAGACCCGGGGGUUGAUGGGAGCCCCGGCAGCAUCGGCAACGGCAGCGGCGGCGGCGGCGUCUUCCGCAUCGUUCGCCGCAGCGUAA